Drosophila biarmipes is the source of this 944-nucleotide messenger RNA. RefSeq lists its product as uncharacterized. The record is from RefSeq and is a predicted model, not a curated record. The coding region runs from base 156 to 827 and encodes 223 amino acids. Gene Ontology annotation, cellular component: MICOS complex. Gene Ontology annotation, biological process: inner mitochondrial membrane organization. The transcript is spliced from 3 exons. Lineage: Eukaryota; Metazoa; Arthropoda; Insecta; Diptera; Drosophilidae.
CACUCUGGUCUCUCUACCCACCAGCUGACUUGGUUGUGCCUCGGAUUUUCGUGCUUUCGCUCUAAGGUCAUACUGAGCACGUCUUAUUUUGUUGGCCCCACAGUUUUUCACCGAAAAGGUUUUGCGCCAGGAUCAAAAGCAGGAGGAACUAAAAGAUGGGAGCCCGACAGUCUCAAUCCCGCGAACCCCGCUCCGUUUCGAUGGAAAACCCAACUCCUGCCGGUGUUAUUGACAUUUCCGACGAUGUGGUCAAGCGGUUGAAGGCCGGAAUUUCCCAGCAGGCUCGUGAGCACGCCGCCGCCGCGGAAGAUUCGAAGCCAGCGCCCAAGGCCGCUCCGAAGGCUGCUGCCAAGACAGCCACAUCCUCGCCAGCUGCUGUUCCUGCUCCCAAAGUGCCCUCCUAUCCCGCCGCGGUGCCCAUUUACGUGCAGGGAGGCGGACACACCAUCAGUGCGGCCGACGUGCAGCGUCAGAUGAACCAGGAGCUGGUCAAGAACGACGAGCUGUGGAAGGAGCGCAUGGCGAAGCUGGAGGAGAACCUCAAGAAGACCAACACCAUCCUGGAGAAGGAGUACGCCAACGCGGUGGACAACGUGCACAAGCGCUUCGUGAGCACCGCGUCGUCGCACAAAGUUCCUCCCUGCCAGGACCUGAAGUCCCAGCUGCUCGCCUGCUACCGCUCGCAUCCCGGGGAGACCCUGAAGUGCAUGGAGGAGGUGGCCCAGUUCCGGCAGUGCAUUGACCUGCACCGCGUCCAGAAACUGGACGCAGAACCAGAGGCUCCGAAAGCGGCCACCAAGGCCACCGUUCCUGCUAAGGCGGCCUAAAGAGUCUUGUCCUGAUUUGUUGAUCUUUUCUUUGAGGCCCCUUAUGGGCCUUGUAUAAACGAUGGAGCGAACGAAAGUGUCAUUGCGGGCGAUAGUAAACUAAUUUAACUGAAUCAA